Molecule: messenger RNA, 2767 nt
Organism: Hypomesus transpacificus
Lineage: Eukaryota; Metazoa; Chordata; Actinopteri; Osmeriformes; Osmeridae
Product: mucin-5AC-like
Exons: 5
Coding region: 264-2759 (831 amino acids)
Source: RefSeq, a predicted model, not a curated record
UCCAUUAUCUUGAAAGGCACACCGACUCAAUUUGCAUAUGAAACACGAAAUAACAUUGAAACAGCAUUACAUGAGCAAAGCACGGAUAAGACACAUUAUCUUUUUUUGUAGUGGUUACUGGCUUUUUUAUGAACAAGUAAUGUGAACGAAAGGACUAAGAUUGCAUAUUUUAUUUCUGUGUGUACUUAUCUGUCAGAUUCAAUUUUGUGUAUUUGCCCGGUCCACUUGUUUUGAAAAGGAAUGCACCCCCCGGACAUACAGUUAUGGUAUUUGUAAUUAUUGUCAGUGUCAUGGCAGCUGCCAUGCAAACACUAUCCCAGCCUUCCUCUGUGAUAUCAACAGAAUCAACUCUCUCCACCCAAAUCUCCCACCAAGCAUCCCAGCUGUCCAUGAACCCAACAUCACCUAUGUCCACAGAACCAUCCACCUCAGCUCAGCACUCAACUAUAUCUUCGGCUAUAUCUUCAACAAUCUCCACACAAUCCUUACAACCAAACCCUUUGCUAAACUUUAACUUAACAUCAACUGCAUUCACAAAACAAUCUGUUUUCACAGAAACCUCAAGAACAACAUCAUCCUUAGCAUUAACUUCAGAACCAACAUCAGCACUACAGAACUAUAUGAACCGAACUACAUCAACAGAACCAGCUACAUCAACCCAACAAUUACAACAAACGUCCCUAUCAUCCCUAAACUUAGCAUCAACCAUAUCAACACAAACACCCACCACCACUCAACCCUCACAACUAAUAUCACCUGUGUCAUCUAGCUCUGCACCAAAGAAACCUCCAUCAACAGAACCAUCCAUCUCAACCCUGCCCUCACACCUAACUUCCAAGCAGUCUUCUACAACAUCAACAGAAACGUCAGACUCCGCCAAAACCCCUCAAACAAAACCUCUUCUAUACUCUACCGUGACAACUAACACCUCUGUGUCCACCCAACCCUCACAACAGCCAAGCCUGCAAUCCAACCCUGCAACCCUGCUCAACUUAACACCAACAACAUCUACGGAACCAUCUGUCUCCACGCAACCAUCAAAACCAACACCUGCCUCAUCAUUUAUCUCAUCAUCAACAUCAACUGAAUCAGCAAAUCCUUCCAUUUUCACCCAAAACUCUAUGCCAUCAUCAACCACGCCAACAGAAUCCUCUGUCUCUGCCAAACCCACACAAGAACCCUCACUUCCAUCCUUAAACUCAACAUCAAAUACAUCAACAGAACAGUUUGUCUCCAUCCAAACCUCACAAAUGACAUCACCAAACUCCUUCUCAACUUCAACAGAACAAUUAAUCUUCAAUCAAACAACACCCACCAAACCGUCUAGCUCUACACUAACAUCGCCUACAUUUACACAACCAUCCAGCUCAACCCAGCUCUCACCCGUAACGUCACCACUACAUCCUAACACCUCCACAGUCUCCACCCAAUCCUCACAGCCAACACCCUUGCUAUAUAUUGACACAACAUCAACUUUAUCAGCAGAACAAUCUGUCUUCCCCCAAACCUCACAACCAAGCAUACCCUUAACAAAAAACUCAGGACCAGUAAUAACAGAACCAUCCAUCUCAACGGAACCCUCACACCUAACUUCCCUGCAGUCUUCUACAACAUCAACAGAACUGUCUGACUCCGCCAAAACCCCUCAAACAAAACCUCUUCUAUACUCUACUGAGACAACUAACACUUCUGUGUCCACCCAACCCUCACAACAGCCUAGCCUGCAAUCCAACCCUGCAACCCUGCUCAACUUAACACCAACAACAUCUACGGAACCAUCUGUCUCCACGCAACCAUCAAAACCAACACCUGCCUCAUCAUUUAUCUCAUCAUCAACAUUAACUGAAUCAGCAAAUCCUUCCAUUUUCACCCAAAACUCUAUGCCAUCAUCAACCACGCCAACAGAAUCCUCUGUCUCUGCCAAACCCACACAAGAACCCUCACUUCCAUCCUUAAACUCAACAUCAACAGAACAGUUUGUCUCCAUCCAAACCUCACAAAUGACAUCACCAAACUCCUCCUCAACUUUAACAGAACAAUUCAUCUUCAAUCAAACAACACCCACCAAACCGUCUAGCUCUACACUAACAUCGCCUACAUUUACACAACCAUCCAGCUCAACCCAGCUCUCACCCGUAACGUCACCACUACAUCCUAACACCUCCACAGUCUCCACCCAAUCCUCACAGCCAACACCCUUGCUAUAUAUUGACACAACAUCAACUGCAUCAGCAGAACAAUCUGUCUUCCCCCAAACCUCACAACCAAGUAUACCCUUAACAAAAAACUCAGGACCAGUAAUAACAGAACCAUCCAUCUCAACGGAACCCUCACACCUAACUUCCCUGCAGUCUUCUACAACAUCAACAGAACCGUCUGACUCCGCCAAAACCCCUCAAACAAAACCUCUUCUAUACUCUACUGAGACAACUAACACUUCUGUGUCCACCCAACCCUCACAACAGCCAAGCCUGCAAUCCAACCCUGCAACCCUGCUCAACUUAACACCAACAACAUCUACGGAACCAUCUGUCUCCACGCAACCAUCAAAACCAACACCUGCCUCAUCAUUUAUCUCAUCAUCAACAUCAACUGAAUCAGCAAAUCCUUCCAUUUUCACCCAAAACUCUAUGCCAUCAUCAACCACGCCAACAGAAUCCUCUGUCUCUGCCAAACCCACACAAGAACCCUCACUUCCAUCCUUAAACUCAACAUCAACAGAACAGUUUGUCUCCAUCCAAACCUCACAAAUGACAUAACCAAACUC